Molecule: messenger RNA, 2061 nt
Organism: Strongylocentrotus purpuratus (purple sea urchin)
Lineage: Eukaryota; Metazoa; Echinodermata; Echinoidea; Camarodonta; Strongylocentrotidae
Exons: 5
Coding region: 198-698 (166 amino acids)
Source: RefSeq, a predicted model, not a curated record
ACACCGUUUAUUGACGGGCAGGGGGGAUUAGCGGUCCCGUCUUAUUAGCGUGCGAUCGUCAAAACGCAGUACCAAUGUAAACUAUACAGUCCUCGGUAGUCCUAUAUCGCUCUGUUUAUAACUUGGUGCUAAGUUGUUUCGGAGGCUUGUUUAAUAUAGUUUCUAGUCAAACUUGGACUUGUGAGCCAUAGAUAAUUAUGGCAAACGUAGCAACACAUCGACCUACUUCACCAAGGAAAUCAUCAAUGACAUGGUGGUCGAGGCAUGACCCCGUCAACAUGAUGCAAGGUCAUACUGAUCACUGGGUCAAAAUGAAACUCAAGUGCACAACAUUUGAGGUCGCUGUACCGUCAGGAAAGAUUGUCAGCCACGCAGACCGCCAUGCGCCAAUGGUACCGAAAGGAGAGGGUCUAGCGACCUUCCAGUACACCGAAAGCGGCACUCUUUCCAGAGUUAAAGAUCCUACAUUCAAUUCGAUGCUGAUCCGGAAAAUGUCGGGAAACCUUCCGGGCUCUUACGAUCUUCACCGACCUAAGUUGAGCAGCAGAUCCGAAUCGCACGGAACCACGUUUAAUCAACGCGCUAAAGACGGCUUCAACUACUGGCAAAUUGAUAGACCCAAACCUACAUCAUUCGGCAGAUACGGAAUUGGAUCAGCGAACACAAUCUUGGGAAUAGGAAACGCUUCUCGAACAUAGAAUACCAAAUCAAGCCAAAGAAGAAUAAACAUAAAUGUGCCAUCAAACCCAGCAAAGUUAAAUAAUUUAUACGAUUUGUUAUAAUUUAUUCACCGUCCCUUUAAAUGUUCACAUCAAUGCUGCAACGAAAUGAUAAAAGUCUGAAGGCCGAUUUACCGGUAUAUGAGCCUUCAAGGCAGCUGCGACAUCAAGCCAAAAUUAAUGAUUGAAAAGAUGGCAAAGUUUGGACUGCACCUUCCUAUCAUUCUCCGCUUGGGAUUCAUUUCGUUGAAGAAAUAUCACAAUCAUCGGCAUUAAGCAUUCACCAGUGUGACACCAUUUGCUUUUUUCUUGCUGUUCUUUCCUUGUUUGUAAAGACUGACAAGGGUUGAUUUUUUAAAUCAUUUUUGAUGAUUUUUUAAAGAUGUGUUUUCAGUAUUAUAAUUGUCCCGUGUGUCUGAGCUAUUCGUCUAAUAAGAGAGGCUUGCUUUACCGAUAAUCCUUAUUAUGAGACUGUUUUGAUAUUUAAUAAUCAGGCAAAGGAUCUAGUGUAGGAACUAUAGGUCUGUUUUUGAUAUAUUCGGAUCCACAAAGAGGUUAAAUCCGUUUUGAAAUAUAUAGUAAUUCCAGGUGGAUUCUGGUUGUUUCUCCUUCGAGAUUGGUAUAUUCUUAUGAACGCAAACGCUUGAUUCAUAAAGACGAUGGAUCAUAAAAGUAAGGGCGAUUGAAAGAAAAAAAAGGAUAUAAAAGUCAACAAUAAUAUCAGUAAUAUUGAUAUUUGUAAAAGAUAUAUUUAUGCACAAUAUUCACCAUUUUCGGUUUUUGUCUCACAGGGCUUUUUAAAUUAAUAGAAAUUUGAGAUUCUCUUCCUUUAAUAACUCAUUAAAUAGGUGAAAAUAGUGUGUGCUGUUUAUAUGCGUUUUAACAUUCCAAUGACGCUUUUUGAUGUGUGCUAUGUAUAUUCUUCUCUACCAAGCAAUUAUUAGAUGACAGUAUAUUGAAUCUUAUAGAAAACAAAAAUCUGCAGUAAUUUAAGAGUGAUAUUCUUGGUAAAAUACAUGUAAUCUUAUUUGAGAUUGGACAGACUCAAUUGAUAAAGUAUUACUAUCUAACUGCAGCUGACUCUAUUACUAGUAUUUCAUUUCACUUAUGUUAAUUUAAUUAUGAUAUUUGCUUUGAUUGUGCUCAGAAAGCCUUCAUUUAUUGUGAUUUUUGUUUGUAAUUUUGUAUAAAGUUAUAUUUUUGCCAAUUUGAGUGAUUCUACAUACAAUGUGAUGUGAUGACAAUUCAUGAUUUGUCCAAAUUAAGUGUAUAAUGUAUUACAUGUAUCAGUUCUCUGUUUUGUUUUGUGCACAGACUAAUUAAAUGAUUUAUCAAUUUUGAA